This is a messenger RNA of Fusarium odoratissimum NRRL 54006, 2829 nucleotides long. RefSeq lists its product as uncharacterized. The record is from RefSeq and is a predicted model, not a curated record. Lineage: Eukaryota; Fungi; Ascomycota; Sordariomycetes; Hypocreales; Nectriaceae. The transcript has 2 exons. Bases 1996 to 2361 code for a protein of 121 amino acids.
GGCUUGAACCAACCAGAAAUCCGCGUGGCGCCGUCGUCAACGUCACUGGUCCGCAUCAGAUUUUUGCUUCUUUUUCCAGUGUAUCCAUUGAUUUAUCUCCGCCAUUUCGAUCUCUGCCCAUUUUGACAUUUGCCAACCUCCGUCUGAAAAGGUCGAUAGAGUCUAGAACGAAUCUUUUGCGAAUCACGGUUUGUUUUGUGCCUUCAGCUCUGGAGAAUGUGUGUUUAGAUCUCACGUCAACGGUCGUAAAGUCUGAUGCCGAGUCUCGACCAGGUCUGUACGAAAUUAAAUGCUGCGGCAUGACGUAGUUGAUGAGACGUUGAGCAACCAUCCCACUCACGCUCACCGUUUUGAUACUGUUGUAACGUCUUGAUAGCCCGCCCAGUAACGGAGUUUCAGCUGAAAAGCCAUCCGCCCAAAGGCAAAAGCUGAAUCGGAACCAUGCCAUAUCCCGGCUUCGGCUAAUGUCAAAAAAAGGCUGCCUCUCCGCUAAGCGAUUUGAUCUUGUGUCGAUGAUUUUGUUUCAAGGCUGUCUCGCUCAUGCUCUCUCCCUUGUUGCGAGAUGAUUUCAGGGACCGCUGCUUAGACUAAGGCAAAGCUUGACACAAAUAUCAGAAACGUAAUGCUCAAUUAUAAGCAGGGUGCUCGGGCUUAUGCGAGGAUUGUCUGGUGCAUGUCACUCCGACGCCCUUGUCCGAGUCGCGGACGAAGCUAUCCAGCUUAUCGGUAUUCCAUAUUCCACCGGCCGAAGCUUAACAAGCCUCGAUUAUCAACCAAGCCCUGCGAGAAUACAGUAGCUGCCGUUUCCUUACGGUUCCUGAUUAGGGCAUCUAACGGACGCUAAGAGCACACCCUUGCAGAUGGAAGCCUCAGACACCAGACAUCUUUCUCACCGUCACGUCUUUGCUUCAAUCCACAUCGAAGGGCCUGGACCCUGAGAUCAUCCCCUCCAUAACGGAUAGAUUUGUCAAAUCAACGCUUCAACUAGGGUUGCACGCGAGUAGAGCAAUUCAUCAGCGGCGCUUGCGAUUAUUCUAAACAAAGACCCAACAGCAUGGCCUCAAUCUUGAAAGGACCAAGGCGAAAACAAUCUCACUCAAGUCUUUGCAGACAAAAUACUCUCAGAGUGGAACUGUUCGAGUAGGAAUCGAAACUUUAAUCGCUUACCGCUAGUUGUUCGCGGAAACAUGGCGUUGAUUUCCAACUUCAGCCAAGGCUGUGUGCCAGCGAGACGCCGCCUUACAGUACUAGCCUCAUCGAAGCAAGGCGGACCCUUGAAUUUCUGAGCUUUAGCAUCUUGGGCGGGAGGGGCACGAGACUGACAACAAACUGUUGUUUUAGCCAGGAGAUGCCUGACAGAACUAGAUUUAUCCCACUUUGACAGUUUGCCAUGUUCAACAAACCUGCAGAAUCGUUCCCACGGGAAAUGGAUAUCGAAAGAUCCACUGAAGUCUGACUGAGUCCCGAACGCCUUGUGCGCCUUGUGCAAUAGAGGUCUAUGCUACCUCAGUGACGUAUGAUGGACCGUUCUCGAUGCUCAGGCUGUGCUUCAGCUGAGCAACAACGCACAAGCCAGUGUGUUCUAGACACAGGGUAUGACAUCGUCGACUUGCCAUGAGCCUCUUUCUUAUGGAAAUUAUCAUUGUCGAUAAUCAGCUGUGGUUCUGUCUAGACAUAGUAUCCCUGCCGUCGAUGCGUCCAGGCAUGUCGAUUAUGCAAGACGGUGUUGACACGAAGCAGUUCGGUUUCUAAAUAAGGCAGGAAGAAUAACUGCAGUUUUAAUUGAUUACAUGGCCUCUUUGGUAGCCACUCGGGUGGGAUGUGGGAGUUGAGGGUUCUCUGUUCCGACUGGUUGAAUAACCUCGAGAUGGGUGGUACCCUGACCUUAGUCUUUGUUCUUCAAAAUCAGGGAGGACAGAAUCACUCCCAAUGAUAUUGUUCUGCGGUUGAUACUUUUCGUAUAUUUAUGAGAGACGUCAUGGUGGACUGUUGUGAAUGAUUUGUACCGUUUUGAGUGCUCAGUCCGAGUCCCAGUUGUCCAGCGUCAUUCAAGCCAAAGCUAUUGCAAAGCUAUCCAUUAUAGGGACUGUUCCGAUACUAUGCUACGAUUAUACAUUUGAGCUUAGUCACUACAUCACCGAUGACCAACUGACUCGUAACCACCUACUCGACAGUCCGUCACAAGUACAUCACCAAAAACACAUACAUAUCAAGAUCACGAUUCAACCCCAAGCCCUCAAUCCUCGAUCCUCGAUCCUUGUCACCGCCAGAGAAUCAACUCAUAUCAAAUGCCCAAACAGUCAUCCUCAUCUUGAUCGCAAAAUAAAAGCAUCGGGCCUCACCGGUAGAGCUAUCAGCUGACCAAAGCACUUAUACCCGUGCGCUGGAAAUACCUGUUUUUAAUGGGAAUACCAAGCUUCGAUUGCUGUUCUAGACUCGAGCAUGAAUCUGUUUAGCGUGACACGCGACUCGAGCUCUUGAAACUCUGGCAGUUGUCGGGGCGCCCGAGCGGCGUCUGAUAGAGCUCAAGUGGGACGGAACGACACGUCUUGAUCGUUAGUUUGAACGUUUUGAAGGGUUAAAAACGCCGUGGCUGGUCACUGAUAUGUAGGGGGACUCAUCAAUAGUACAGCAAAACGAGGGAAUGGUGGUUAGUCUCCAUAGAAUUCAUGUAACUAUAUGCCUAACUAUGAGUAUAUUUACAUAACUUCAAUGAGGAUUAAGAUCAGGGACCCAAACCUUGAACUUUAUGGUCAUAAACUAGCCGUAAGACGCCUAAACUCAACAUCAUAUAUGAAGCCUUCACGUCAUAUCAUGUUUUGCAUAUCU